Trypanosoma grayi is the source of this 1419-nucleotide messenger RNA. RefSeq lists its product as hypothetical. The transcript has a single exon. The record is from RefSeq and is a predicted model, not a curated record. Gene Ontology annotation, molecular function: protein binding. Lineage: Eukaryota; Euglenozoa; Kinetoplastea; Trypanosomatida; Trypanosomatidae. Bases 1 to 1419 code for a protein of 472 amino acids.
AUGAACUCAAUAGGUAGUUGGCUUCUUGAGCGGAGCGAUGGCAUCAUCGUUGAGGUUGAAAAACCCGGUGUCGCAGUCAUUAUUGGAAGGGACAAGUCAUUGCCAGUUGCACAGCGGCUGGAUAGUAGGUACAUUUCCAGGCAACAUCUAUCUGUAGAGUGGAAGCCACCCUCUCUCUUUGUGCGGCAUAUUGGGAGGAAUCCAACAUUUCACUCGAUGGAGUUUCUCCCGGUGCCAGGCUGUGACGCGACGAGCGACGGGUUGGAGUUCCGCCCACGUACUGAUAGUGAUGAUGAUACAACAAAACUUGAUGCAUAUGUCAGUUUAAGUGGUAAAAAUGUUGUUCUUGUGCAAAGUGAAAUUAGGGAGAAGCAUCGGCCUCUUCUUGGUAGUGGUCGAAGUGAUAUUGGGGUGUCCACACUUCACUUCCCUGAAGAAUUAGGGUUGCCCCAAUUUACCGUGCGACACAUUCUUUCUGGCUCUAACGAAGGGGAGACCGUUCACAGUGGAAAGAUACCCAGUGUUCCUCAAAAUUACCUUUCUUAUUGUGAUAGUGAUGAGGAGGAUGAAGAAGGGCAAAAAGGAAAUGAGAGAAGAAUUGGCACCGCCAGAGGUUGGAAGGGUAUCCUUGAUAGCGUUCUUGUGGAAAAGCAGAAACAGCAACAAGAUGAGAAGGAGAAAGAGGUAGAAGAGCAAAAAAAGAAAGAAGAGCUGACACAUCAUUUAAGCAAUAUCGGUACAUCGUCUGAAUCCUUAAUAAAUAGGCAAAAGACGCCUCCAGCGAUGCCAAUGGGGCAGUCUGAUGUUCCUGAGCAAAGGGCCAGCAAGAGCGGUGACACCACCACCACCACCACCACCACCAAAUCAACAACAAAAGAACCUCGGCAUAGCGAAUCCACGCACAACAAGGAUAAAGACAGCCAGAGCGGAGCUUCUCUGACGAAAAUGGGAUCCUGGGAGUGGAAAAGCAAGGCAAACGGGAGAGACGAUGAUCCACGAGCCUGGAGCCCAUACCCCCGGGCAGUGGCGGAGCUGCUUGAAGCAGCAUAUCGUGAAGGGAAAGUUGUUGUGGAAAUUCCCGACACUCUCAUGUUCGGCAACACAGCUGGCAAAGGCAAGGGGGGAAUUUUCUACAGCAUUUGUUUGGGUGAGGCGUCCCUCAAGGGGGCGAUGAUACAGUUUCAAAGGGAGAACAAACACAAGUACCGUCUGGUCCGACGGCGUGGGGGAAGCACUGUUGAUCGCAGGGGUGUUUCCAAUAUCCACAUCCUUCGAGAUGACGGUGACGAAGAUACAGAGGAGGAGGAGGAAGAAGAGGACGAGGACGAGGACGAGGACGAAUCGUCCAGCGAGGAAUCCUAUACUGAGGAAUCUUCCUCGUCUUCUGAGGCGGUUGGGAGAAAGCGAAGACGGCGGUAG